Adineta steineri is the source of this 1038-nucleotide messenger RNA. NCBI's taxonomy places the organism in Eukaryota, Metazoa, Rotifera, Eurotatoria, Adinetida, Adinetidae. The record is from the annotation of a GenBank genome assembly.
AUGAAUCAAACAUUUAAUUUAAAUCUAACAGAAACGAAUACUACUUCAUCAUUAAUUAUUUUACUUCGAUUUGAAAUUUUUGCUGCAUGUUUAACAUAUGGUCUUGGAUUUAUUGGUAAUCUAUUUGCUUUGAUUGUUUUUUCUUCAUUAUUAGAAUUUCGUAGAAUAUCAACUGGUAUUUUAUUUCUUCUUAUGACAAUAUCAAAUUUUUUUCAUUUAUGGACAUUAGCAAUAGAUUUCCUUGGUAUUUGUGGUUAUUCUAUAUAUUCAAAUAUAUAUCUUCAAUGUCAUCUCAGUCCAUUUGUUGAAAAUAUUAGUCGAGCAAUGAGUACAUAUUUUUCAGUUGGUAUUGCUGUUGAUCGUUUUAUUCGUUCAGAAAUGCCAUUACGUUCAAAAAUGAUAUGUACACGAAAGAAUAUUUUUAUAGUGACAAUUAUUAUUUUCAUUAUAUUUUGUUUAUUUUGGUCAUUUUAUUUAUAUCCAUUUAGUAGUCAAAUUUUAAUUACAGGUGAAUGUAUUUAUAAUCAAUCAAUAAGUUUUGAAUUUUUUCUUGUUAAUAUACAUAUACCAUUACGAGCAAUAUUCUUUUGUCUUAUACCAAUUAUUAUAAUGACGGCAUCAAAUAUUCGUAUGAUGAGUAAUAUUCGUCAAGCACGAAUGCGUGUUAGUGAUAUUCCACACAACAAUGAUGGAUAUAAAAGUAGUACGAUUAUUUCAUCAACAGCUAUUAGUGGACCAGUAGGUCGUCGAACAUUAGCAAUUGAUCGAAUGCUUUUACUUAUGAUGGCAGCAAGUGUUUUAACAUUUAUUAUAACACAAAUUCCAUUUCAUAUUUAUAUGGUAGUACAAGUUAAUAUUCAUACAUUCAAUAGUUAUACUGAUUCAUUAAUCUAUAGUAUGCUUUUAAUAUGGUCAAGUAUUUACUUUGGUAUUGCAUUUUAUUUAUAUUGUUUAGCAUCACCAUUAUUUCGUAGAAAAUUUAUACGAAUAGGCAGAAAAUUAAUAAAUUGUCAAUUAAUUCAUCAUGUAACAACAUAA